Aphanomyces astaci is the source of this 1278-nucleotide messenger RNA. RefSeq lists its product as hypothetical. Lineage: Eukaryota; Oomycota; Saprolegniomycetes; Saprolegniales; Verrucalvaceae. The transcript is spliced from 5 exons. The record is from RefSeq and is a predicted model, not a curated record. Bases 494 to 1087 code for a protein of 197 amino acids.
UGACCACCGGGGUCCUCUCGUCAGUGGUGUACCCAAGCACGACCGACGGACCAUGUCUGGCAGCAUGGCUGGCAUCCACAAGACAUUCCUUAAGCGUGCGGUGAGCUCCCAGCGGCUCCGUGCGGUUGUGGUGGACUAUGAAGUUCUUUGCAAGUCAACGGUUGCCUCCGCGCCUACGACGCGAUCAACGCGUCUACAUGAUGUAUCGAAGCCAGACGAAGCCUUGGGCGGCGUAAAGCGCGGUUCUCUCUUGUCAAACGUCCGCGGGUUGUUAAACAGCAUGACACAAUCCGAAACUGAGCAAGGUCGCCGUGUACAGACGACAUUGGCAGGAUUACCUUCCUUCAGUACGUCUCUGUUGCCACAAGCCUGAUUGAAGAUAAGUUGGUGGACUGUAGUGCGGGCCACGAUUCUGGGCGAGGAUGAUGCCGCCAAGAAAGACAAGCACGGCAACGACGACGACGUGGCACUCCACGAUAAACUCGUGGAUGAGAUGCAACGGAAGCCAUCUUUGAAAAGCGCCGCGAAGGUCAAAGAUCCGUUGGCUUUGGAAGACGUCGCGAGCGACGACAGCAGCGUGCGAGCAAAAUACUUGGCGAAAAUGAACGCACUCAAGCAGCGCGCCAAGCUCAACGCCGUCAUGGCCGACUCUCGUUCCGACGAUAUCAGCUCAAUCUCGUCCGUGCCAUCCCCCGAACCAGCACCCGUCGCCCCAACCAAACACGACGACGUUGCCCCUGCCGACAUGACGAACGACCUGCCCAAGCGCAAAGUGAACGAGCACACGAAUGUGUUCUUGAGCUACAUUAGGUUGCGUGGGCUGGCGUUAGGUGUGAUUCCGCCCACGGCAACUCAUCGGCAGGACGAGUUCCAGCUCUUUGUGGACGAAGUGGAUUUCCUGGAUGCUGUCAUGGACGACGCCGCCGCGUUGCCCCUACCGGCGCCAAUGGUUCGCGUUUGCAGCAAAUUGGAGCUAGCCCCCAAAGAUGUGAUCGUGAUCUCGAGCUCCCACGCUGCGAUUUCGUCGGGCAGGUACGUACAGUGGACCUGUCGAUUCUUUGGCGGCUUGAUGGAUAUGCCAGUGUGACGGUAACCUGGUGUGGGGUUGGUUGGGUAGGGCCGCUGGAGCGUACACGUGCUAUUUGCCAGAAACCCCCCACGAUGUCAACCACGACUGCGAUUAUACUAUUCCAAACCUUCGCGAAUUCAAGUACAUUGUCGAAGAGCUCAACGGGAUUUCAUGGCGAAAGUAACGUGUUAAUAUAAGGUUUCUUGACA